UAACGCUUUUGUGGAACGCCUUCUGGCGAGGCUUUGAGAUUAACCCAAUGUCAUGAAAGAAGUAAUUAAAGGAGCCUAGCCCAGUACAGUGGAUCAACCAAUUUCUGGCAGGGCUUUACUUUUCGCUUUGUAGAGCUCACGACUUCCGAAAUAAUGAUAAGAAUAAUUUCUGCAUUGACUGUGAGACGUUAGCAUGCUACCACUGCAUGUCAGACGGCACUCAUGAUCAUCACAGGGUAUUAAGGAUUUACAGACUUGCUCACAUGAACGUAGUCCCCCUAAAUAUUAUAAAUGAGCAUCUCGACUGCUCAGGGAUACAGCCAUAUAGAUGCAACGAACGGUUUGUCCUGGCCCUCCAUCCCCUCCCCCACUGCGGCACAGGCAGGUACAAGCAAUACAACUCGUGCCGUUUCUGCAGCAGAAAACUCAGGCACCCAAACGAGUAUCAGUUCUGCUCCAUUGCUUGCAAGAUCAAUGACGAAAAGCCAACAGCCAAAGAGUCAACAAUCAAACCUCCUGCACCAGAAGAUGAUGCUGGAGCUGGUACUGGCCAUAGUGACAAGAGGUCAUCCCCAAGGAAAAGAAGCCGUAAAGGAGUCCCAAUGAGGGCUCUACUCUUGAAGGACCAAGCCUGAUUCAUCUUCUCAAAACGUUGGGUUUAUUUUGU
Cynara cardunculus var. scolymus (artichoke) is the source of this 667-nucleotide messenger RNA. RefSeq lists its product as uncharacterized. The coding region runs from base 207 to 635 and encodes 142 amino acids. The transcript is spliced from 4 exons. NCBI's taxonomy places the organism in Eukaryota, Viridiplantae, Streptophyta, Magnoliopsida, Asterales, Asteraceae. The record is from RefSeq and is a predicted model, not a curated record.